Messenger RNA from Malania oleifera, 486 nucleotides. RefSeq lists its product as uncharacterized. The transcript has a single exon. NCBI's taxonomy places the organism in Eukaryota, Viridiplantae, Streptophyta, Magnoliopsida, Santalales, Ximeniaceae. The coding region runs from base 1 to 486 and encodes 161 amino acids. The record is from RefSeq and is a predicted model, not a curated record.
AUGGUAUCAGAGCCAAUUAUGGAUGAAUCCUUCAAUACCAGCCAAACCACUCCUCCAAACCCAUUGCCAAACACCAUUCCUGCACAACCAAACACCAAUUCGUCAGGAGCUGCCUUUCACAAACCAACACAGCCCACCAGUCCUUAUUACAUUGGCAGCAGCGAUGGCUCAGGUGCCAUGCUCGUCACACACACCUUGGACUCCAACAACUAUUAUUCUUGGGCCAGAUCUAUGAAAAGGGCUUUGCGAAUCAAGAACAAGCUCGGGUUCAUUGAUGGUACUAUUUGUGAGCCUUAUGACCCCAAUGAUCCUCUAUUGGAACACUGGCCGAGGUGCAAUGAUAUUGUGAUCGCAUGGAUGCAGAACACAAUGGCAGUUGACAUCAACUCUAGCACUACAUAUGCAGAAACUGCACAUCAACUUUGGCUGGAGCUGGAGCAAUGUUUUGCUCAGCAAAAUGCUCCAAGGAUUUUCGAAGUGAAAUAA